CUGCAGUGACAGCUGAGCCGGCGGUUCCUGGUCGCCUACUGCUCGGCUGGCUGGCUCCCGGAGCGUUUCUCGGCCGCCGAGGUUGCGGGCGCUGCUCAACGUGCCCAUUGCGGAGGAAGGCGGGCUUUGAGAGCUGCGGGAAACGGCCGUCAUGGCGGAUGACUUCGGCUUCUUCUCCUCCUCGGAAAGCGGAGCAGCCGAGGCCGCCGAAGAGGACCCGGCUGCUGCCUUCCUGGCGCAGCAGGAGAACGAGAUUGCGGGGAUCGAGAACGACGAGGGCAUCAGCUGCGCCGAAGGAGCCGCGAGGGGCAGCCAGGAGGCCGCCGGGGAGCCUCGGAUUAAUUUUGAAAACACAGGAGGAACUACUGUGAAUGGUGAUGUGUUUCAGGAAUCCAAUGGACCUACAGAUGCCUAUGCAGCCAUUGCCAGAGCUGACAGAUUGACACAGGAGCCUGAGAGCAUUCGCAAAUGGCGAGAGGAACAGAAAAAGAGACUGCAGGAGCUGGAUGCUGCUUCUAAAGUAUUAGAACAGGAAUGGCGUGAAAAGGCUAAGAAGGACUUGGAGGAAUGGAAUAUAAGGCAGAAUGAACAAAUGGAGAGGAACCAGGCCAAUAACAGGAUUGCUGACAAAGCCUUUUACCAGCAGCCAGAUGCAGAUGUGAUUGGCUAUGUAGCCUCAGAGGAAGCCUUCCUGAAGGAGUCCAAGGAAGAGACGACUGGCACUGAAUGGGAGAAAGUGGCCCAACUCUGUGACUUCAAUCCCAAGAGCAGCAAGCAAUCCAAGGAUGUCUCACGCAUGCGCUCAGUGUUGAUCUCCCUCAAACAGAUCCCUCUGGCCCGCUAGCCUAGCUGAAAAGAGGCUGGGGCUGGAGUGAGGGUGCUGGUGGCUCUUUUGCCAGCCAGCUUAGCAGCAACAUCACCACAGGCUUAGAAGGCCACCAACAUGGGGGAACAAACAAAAGCAUCCCGCCCCUGCCUCUUUCUCUCUUCUCAGUAUGUUCCUGCCACUUCAAUUGGGUGGCUGCCUGUAUCCCUCCCCUUGAAUUUACUUUGCUUAAAGGGUGCACUGAUAUCUUUUUACACAUAUUUAUUAAUGGUGUGGUCCUUGGGCAACUGCUCUCUUCCCUGCUGCCUUCAGGAAAGGUCACUUUCAGUAUUGGGUGAUUCAGUUUCCCACUCCCCCAAUGUUGCCUCUAUCUUCUCCCCUCAGACCUGGCUGGUUUAAUAGGUUAAACUUCAUUCCUCUCUCCAGUCAUUUGUACUCAACCUGGGUGGGGGGCAGUGCUAAAACUGAGCUUAGGGCUGGGCACAAAAUUCUAGUCCCAGUUCUGUUGCUGUUUUUUUUUUUAACCUGAAUGAUGAGCAUGGUUCUCAGGAAUGUCCAGCCAUUAAAAGAUUGGGACUCAGUUGUGUUUCCCACUUGUGCUGGACAUUGCAGGCACAGUCAGACCGAAGAGAUCUCUUAAAAAAUGAGUACUUCAAGAGGAAAUGUGCAGAAGAGAGAAUGGACAACUGAAGUAAUAAUAGAUGUGUUUGCUACAUUUUUAAUGGCAAACCUGAAAAUGAGAUUUGUAUGAAUCUGAAAGCUAUAAUCCAACCUGAAACCACUGCACAAAGAAUUGCUUGCACUGAAGAGAAUGCUAUUUCUCUUUUUGAGAUAAUCUUUAGGCUUAGUUGAUGUCUAGUAAGAAUAUACAAGAUAUACAAGCAGAUUCCUUCACUUUCACUCCUCUCUUCAAAAGUUAUUCCAUAUUUGCUUAAGGAUACACUAAAUGUAUAGCUACAAUGUAGAGUUAAACUGGAUGUUAUUAAAAGGUACCUUCUUUGGAUCUUUUUCACUGAGAUAGCUGUAGAUUUAAACAAACAGAAGCCAAUUCUUCUGGUUUUGCUCACAUAACUAAUACACACAGCUAAAUACUAUGUUUUAUGUUCACAUUUUCUUGGCAUUUAGUGCCAUAACAUACAGUGAUACUUACUCUCAUGUAAAUAUGUUUAAGGUUUCAGAUAUAGAUAUGUCAUUAUUGUUCCAGAAGACAUUUGCCCUUUCAGUUUUUAGGGGCUUUGCAUCAGCAACUCAUGUCCUUGCUACUAUGAUGUUUUCCAUUCCAGAUUCCUAGAGGAAGUUUUAUAUCAGCAGCAGUGUCAGACGAUGAAAGUUUUUCCUACUCUUUCUUCCGUUCCAUACUACUAGCUCCAAUCUGCAAUCUCUUUUGCUGUAAUUAAAAAAGAGUCAACAAUUCUAAUUUCCCUUUGGGUGUACAUUUUACUAGAAAGGGGGCUUGGCUCCUUUAGUGAAGAUUUUUCACUUGAGCAAAUGCACAUACCAAUACAAAAAUUCAGAAAUGUAAGACUGUAAGAUUAGUUUUUGAAAAUGUGGUUUUAGAAAGACUGGGCAUGUUACUUCACCUUAGCUGUUGUGUAGCAGGACUGAAAUACAUUCAUGAAAAUAUAGCUGUACAUACAGCAUAUGCAGUUAUGUAAUGUUCACUACAUAAGUUAGCAUAGGUUUGCAUAUAUAUUUUAUUUGUAAAAAGUCCCAAUGAAGUAAAUUCAAUAUGUGAUUUUUACGUAGUAAAGCAUUUUCAGAAUCCACAAUACAUUGAAAUUACUAGCCCAGGGAAGACAUCUUUUUUUCUCUAAUUUGAUAACUUUGGUAUUUUUUACAUGUGGGUUAUAUAAUACCAGAAAGUGCUAUGUUAGAAAUAAUCCUUUGAAGAUCUGACAAUGUUCCCCAAAGGGGUUUGGGGGGGGGACCAUAUCAUUUGGAGGUAGUACCAUCAAGGUUGCUCCUUUAAAUAAAGCUUGUGCUUUGUAUUACUCAUCAGUUGAAAAUAAGUUGGGCUGAAACUUAUCAGCACAAAGCAUUGUAUGGCUUUUGUAGCAAGUCUUUCCCUUGCACGGCCUUGGCUUGUAUUCUGUGAGUCCAAGAUAUCAUUUGAAAUGAAAAGUUCAUAGGAAUUCUAUGACAUAUACCCCUUCUGGAACAUAGGAGCGAAGAGAAGAAAUACAGAGGAAACUGAAUACUUUCACAAGCUUUCUUUUGAGAGUUGUUUACUGAAUAUCAUUUUAUCAAAAGCCAAAGAUUCCACAUUCAGGUGUAUGUGACAAAGAUGAUGGCAAGGCUACCAAAGGGACAAUUGCAGAUUAAGGAUAAUGUCUUGCCUCAUCAUUGACUAUUGAGAAAUUUAUAGCCAAGUGCUCCUAGUGGCAAUCACUGUCUGGUCAUUUCAGCUUACAAAAAUUAAACUUAUCUCUCAGUUUUCUGUGACAUAGCUAAACCAACAGCUGCUUCUAGAAUCACAGAGUAAAAUCAUAGAAUGCUCUCUUUUUAUGAUUCUUUAACUGAAAAAGUAAUCUAAUAGACAUCUAGCAAAAUAUAUUUUUCAAAAUUUGUUAAUAUAUGAUCAUCAUUAGGAUUCACGCAUGAAGAAAUCUUAAUAUUUUGUGUUUCCUGCAAAGUAUUUUGAAGCAAAGGUCAAAAAAAGUUAUGCAAUUCAAAACAAAGUGUUAUAAAAACACUUAAAUUUGUAGGUGUGGGAACCCAACUCUAUAAUUUCUUAAAUUUUCAAACAAGAUACAUCAAGAUCUUCCCUCAUAAAGGCUCAUAGUUUUCUAAAUCCUGCAAACCAGUUCUCACACCAGUCAGAAUUAAAAAAUCAGGCUAUUUUAGAAUUCCUUUCAUAAUUAUAUAUUACACAAAUGAUGGAAAUUUAUGCAAAUGAUUUAAAUUCUAUUUUAAUGGAUUUAACAGUUAUCCCUCAAAUAGUUUUCCUGUGCAUAAUUUAUAUACUGUACAUAAGCCUUAGGGUAAGUACAGUUUUGAGCAUAUAAAAAGAAAGGUUCCUUUGACUUCUUAUGAGCUAUGCAGAUAUGCCUACAUAAUUUUCUUGACGGUAGUACAAAAGUUUUGCUGUUGCCUUUUUCUGGGAUGCCUUUCAAUUUUCUAGUCUAGAUUGGGAUGAUUUGGUGACUGUGCAUCAGAUUAGUUGCUUAAGUUUCUGAGGUCUGCCAAGUUUGGCUAAAUUCUGCCAUGUGCAGCAUAUAAAUAAAUCCUUAAAACCCA
Molecule: messenger RNA, 4063 nt
Organism: Crotalus tigris (Tiger rattlesnake)
Lineage: Eukaryota; Metazoa; Chordata; Lepidosauria; Squamata; Viperidae
Gene: CLTB
Product: clathrin light chain B
Exons: 6
Coding region: 152-844 (230 amino acids)
Biological process (GO): clathrin-dependent endocytosis; intracellular protein transport; clathrin coat assembly
Cellular component (GO): clathrin coat of coated pit; plasma membrane; clathrin coat of trans-Golgi network vesicle
Molecular function (GO): clathrin heavy chain binding; structural molecule activity
Source: RefSeq, a predicted model, not a curated record